This is a messenger RNA of Ophidiomyces ophidiicola, 1317 nucleotides long. It is a transcript of the gene NPT1, whose product is annotated as nicotinate phosphoribosyltransferase. Gene Ontology annotation, molecular function: nicotinate phosphoribosyltransferase activity. Lineage: Eukaryota; Fungi; Ascomycota; Eurotiomycetes; Onygenales; Onygenaceae. The record is from RefSeq and is a predicted model, not a curated record. The coding region runs from base 1 to 1317 and encodes 438 amino acids. Gene Ontology annotation, biological process: NAD+ biosynthetic process. The transcript has 4 exons.
AUGAAGUUUACAAGGGAAGCAUACACUUGGUUACGGAUACAGAUUGACAACCUUUCAAAUAUAUCGUUAACCUCUGAAGAACUUGAAUUUCUAAAAACACGCUGUUCUUAUCUAAAUGCUGCCCAUAUCCAGUAUCUGCACGACUUUCGCUUCAGACCCUCAGAACAGGUCAACAUCUCUUUCGUCCCAAUAAAUGACACCGGCGCCGACUCAGAUCGUGGCGAUAUCAGACUCUCCGUAAAAGGUCUUUGGGUCGAGACCAUCCUCUACGAAAUUCCGCUAUUAGCAUUAACUAGCGAGGCAUAUUUCAAGUGGUGCGAUCGAGAUUGGGAUUUUCACCAGCAAGAGGACAAAGCAUUCAGGAAAGGAUGCACGCUGUUGCAGCAAGGGUGCAUCUUUUCAGAAUUUGGGACGAGGAGGAGGCGCGAUUACCAUACCCAGGAUCUUGUUAUGCGGGGAUUAUGUCGCGCCGCGGAGGAGGCCCGCAAAGAAGGGUGGAAGGGGAAAUUAACGGGGACGAGUAAUGUUCAUUUUGCCAUGAAGUACGGGGUGGAGCCCGUUGGAACCGUGGCCCAUGAGUGGUAUAUGGGAAUAGCUGCUAUCACGAACGAUUAUGAAAAUGCCAAUGAACUUGCACUGAGAUAUUGGCUGGGUUGCUUUGGCGAAGGGGUUCUGGGGGUCGCGUUGACGGACACAUUCGGAACACCAGACUUCCUGGAUGCGUUUAAGAAGCCGAUUCCAGCCUCCACAGCUGCCACGAAGAGCCCGGCGAGUGCAUUGACGUCGUCUGCGCACAACCAGAGUAAUUUUGGUAGCCUCUCUGAGGCAGAACCAAUUGCUCCUUCGAUCGAAGGCAGUAGCCAGAUACCCAUUAAGACUUAUGCUGAUGUUUUCACUGGCGUGCGGCAAGACUCUGGUGACCCUGUGCAUUUUGUUAAGAUGGCAAGGGAAUUCUAUGAUAAACAAGGAAUUAGGGACAAGAAAACCAUUGUGUUCUCUGAUUCCUUGAAUAUUGAACUUUGCUUGGAUUACAAGGUCAUCGCCGAAGAAGCCGGGUUCUUCCCCGUUUUUGGCGUUGGGACAUUCUUAACUAACGAUUUUCUAAAUCUAUCUGACGGCAAGAAAUCAGUGCCUCUCAACAUUGUGAUAAAGGUCUCCAGUGCAGGUGGAAGACCAGCAGUGAAACUGAGCGAUAACCUUGGUAAAAAUACGGGUGAUACGUAUACCGUGGCCGAGGUCAAGAAGCGGCUUGGCUACGUAGAGCGUGAUUGGGAAGAUGGAGAUGAGACCCGACGUUGGGGAAAGAAAGGUGAUUAG